Blepharisma stoltei is the source of this 9493-nucleotide messenger RNA. The record is from the annotation of a GenBank genome assembly. NCBI's taxonomy places the organism in Eukaryota, Ciliophora, Heterotrichea, Heterotrichida, Blepharismidae.
AUGAUCUUUUUAAUUGUCAUGCUUCUCUCCAAUGCUUAUGGCCUCAUCAAUUGCAACCCAAAUCUCUGCCCUCCUCAAGCAGUAACUUUUAUGUAGCGAGGUGAUGGAAAUUGCGACAUAAACUGCAUGACAUCCUAUUGUGGUUUUGAUUCUGGAUCAAACUGGAGUCCUGGUGAUUCUCCUCAAAAAUCUGAUUGCUACUAUUCCUGCCUUGGCCAAUUAGGGUAUGCCUCUAAAGAACUUGGGGACGGAAAUUGUAAUAGUGAAUGAGACACUCCUAGUUGUGGCUAUGACUUUGGAGAUUGCAGCUACUGUGGCACUGAGUGUAAAUUGCAUAUAGGUCAAGAAAAUCAACUAAAUGGAACUUGCAAUUCAGCAUGUAAUGUUCCUGGUUGCUAUUACGCAGAAAACGUAUGCCGAGAAUGCUCUCCAGGGUGCAAUUCAACAAUCUGAGGAGAUGGAAAUUGCGAUAGCGAAUGCAGCAAUUCUCAGUGUAAUUAUGAUAACGGAGACUGCUUAAACCUCACUUGCGCUGAAAAUUGCUUUAUUUGGAUGGUAGGAAACUCAAUUUGCGACCAAGCUUGCGAUAACGAAGAAUGUGAAUAUGAUAAAAAGGACUGUGGAUGUACACCAGAAUGCUCAAACAGUAUAUGAGGAGACGGGGUAUGCGAUGAAGAAUGCAAUAAUUUAGAUUGUGAGUUUGAUAAAGGAGACUGUGGACACUGCUCAAGUGGAUGCACCAUCGCGAAACUUUCAAACCAAAAAUGCGAUCCUGAAUGCAAUACUGCCAAUUGUGAGUGAGACUAUGGCAUUUGUGGGUGCUCUGAGUUUUGCGCGGUCGAGGACUAUGGGAAGUGCAAUCCUGAAUGCUUAGUAGGGGAAUGUAAUUAUGAUCAAAUGAGCUCAGAUUCUGAAAAGCGGUGCAAAAACCAGGAAUUGAUCUGGUUUACUGUUUAUCAGCAGAUAAUUAGAAAUGAUACCAGUUCAAUUGUAAGUUUUGAUGACUGCUGAGAGGCGUCUAGCCAUAAAUGCAAUCUCACUAUGGCUCUAGACAAAAAUGAAUGCCAUCCAGAAUGCUUUAUACCUGAAUGCAACUAUGGUCUUUGCCACACAAGCUCCUUAUCAGAUUGCCAAAGCAAUCUUCCUGCUGAUGCCCAAAAUCUCUGCAAUUUCUGCACUUUCUCCUCCGAAAUCUCAAGCUCUUCUUGUAGUUUAUGCUUAAAUAGCUCACUAUCAAGUUUAAAUUUAUUUGGAUUCUCUUUUUGCUAUUCAAAUCCAGAAAUAAAAACAUUUAUUCAUUACCCCGUGUCUUAUUUUACCUCUAAAGAACAUGAGGAUCAAAACAAUAUUCAUGGAAGUGGGACAAUUGAAGAUCCAUUUUUUAACCUAAAAACUCAUUUAAAAGCUUUUACAUCGAAUUGCAAUCUAAAAAUAUAUAUGCUGAUAAAUGAUGGAACCUAUAAAAUAGAUAAUGGAUGGAGCUUUCGAUUUUGCAAUCUCUACAUCUUUUCAUUGGAUGAAAGUAAGGUAACUUGAAAAAUUAAGGGAUGAUUUGCUUGAGAUGCGGUUCUUCAAAAAAAUGUUACAUUCGAAAAUAUUAUUUUUGAUGGGUCAGGCUUUAAUGAUGUCGACUGCACUGGCUUUGAAUAUUGCGAAUAUGUUUGAUACAGCACUUUUAUAGCUCAUACCCCUUUAUAGAUUUCUUUAUCGAGCAAAAUGUACUGGAUUAUUGAACGACCAAAACAGACUCUCUCAAAGAGAUGAGCUUAAUCUCUAUAUCAGGAAGUGUUAGAAAGUGCCAUGUCAAAAAAUGUUGACAAGUGUAAAAAGAGUUAACAAGCAAACGCGCCAAUUUUUAAAAAAAUGAAACUAAUAUAAAGCCCCAUUUAUUAAUUAAAAAUAUAAAAUAAAAUUUUUUUAAAAAAAAUAAAAAAUUUUUAAAUUAAAAAUAUUUUUAUAUUUUUUAAAAGAAUUAAAUAAUAAUUUUUUUGAAAAAUUAAAAAAUGCUUGACAUGAGUAAUUUGCAACUUUGCAAGUAAUCAUCAGCCUUCAAUGAGAACUUUGGCUUUUGGAACAGCAUUGGUUGUUACCAUACUGGUACAUUUAUAGGAAACUCUAUCCAUUCGCCUUGGCACAACUCGAUUCACAAUUUUGUGAUAAUUAAUAGUUUAAAGGAAUGACAUGAGACGUUAGCAAAUUUAUAAAGAGCCAUCACCCUUCAAUGGGAACUUUGGAUUUUAUAGCAAUAUUGGUCAUUAUUAUACUGGUACAUUUGUAGGAAAUUCUAUCCAUUCGCCUUGGCACAAUUCGAUUCUCAAAUUUUUGAUUUUUAAUAGUCUAAACUGCAUGACAUGAGUCAUAACAACUUUGCAAUGAACCAUCAGCCUUCAAUGGAAACUUUGGCUUUUAGAGUAGCAUUGAUUAUCAUCAUACCAAUACAUUUAUAGGAAAUUCUAUCCAUUCGCCUCGGCACAACUCAAUUCACAAUUUUUGAUUUUUAAUAGUUUAAAGGAAAUAAUAUAAGUCUGUAAUAACUUUAUAAAGAACCAACAGCCUUCAAUGGGAACUUUGGUUUUUAUAACAGCAUUGAUCAUUAUAAAGCUCUCCUACAUCUGUAGGAAAUUCUAUUCUAAUUGCCCGAGGAUGGCGCAAGAUAGCGCCAUCCUCGGGCAAUUUACUAUAUCCAUUCGCCUUGGCACAGCUCGAUUCACAAUUAUUUGAUUUUCAAUAUUCUAAAGUCCAUGACAUGAGUCGUUAACAACUUUGCAAAUAGUCAUCAGUCUUUAAUGGGAACUUUGGGUUUUAUAGCAGCAUUAAUUAUUAUAAAGCUCGCACAUUUGUAGGAAAUUCUAUCCAUUCGCUUUGGCACAACUCGAUUUACACUUUUAAAUUAUUAAAUAAUCAAAAAUAUUAAAUCAAUUAUAAUUUAUAUAUAGCGUUUAUUAUUUAUCUAUCUAUUAUCAUAAUAAAAUUAUGAUUAAUUCAUAAGACCUUUAAUAUAAGCUUUUUAAUUAUUAAUAAAUCCUAGUCUAAUUGGGAAUCUUAAAUUUUUAAAUUUAAUAAUAAGCCAUUUUUAAAAAUCGGCGCGCUUACUUGCCAACUUUAUUUUGCACUGUCACAAUUUUUUGACAUGGCACUUUCUAACACUUCCUGAUAUAGAGUUUAAGCUCAUCUCUUUGAGAAAGCCUGUUUUGGUCGUUCAAUAUUAUUAUUAUUAUUUUUACGGUUUUCGUCCAGCAUUUGGACCAACUUUCCCCUCAAAGUAUUUUCUAGUUUUAAAAAUUUCUCCAAUAAACUUUCCUUAUUUCUCCAUUAACUUUCCAAAUAUGUUCACUAUGUUUCAAACGCAUAAUUUUGUCAAACCUUCAACCAUUUGGUCGUUCAAUAAUCCAGUACAUUUUGCUCGAUAAAGAAAUCUAUAAAGGGUUAUGAACUAUAAUGAGACCGAUAGAUACUAUUAUAGCGACAGAGGCGAUCGAGUUUCUAUGUCUAACCCAACGCUUUAUGGAAAUGGUUGAAAUUCUAUGUUUAGGUGCGAAAAUUGCACGCUCACUCUUAGAAAUACAGACAUAAAGAACUGAAGAUUCCAAACGACAGCUAUUAUUAAGGGAGAGGGAAGUGUGAAAUUGAUUAAUGUUAAUUUUGACAAUUUCUGAGUAGAUUAUCAAGGAACUGCAGCGAUUUUGCUGAGCUCAUCAAGCUCAAAUAGCAACCCUGCUUUUACAUAUGUGGGAGGGCUUGUUUCAAGGCUAAAUAAUGGGUAUGAGUUCGGAGACCCUUGAGACUUUCGUGGAUUUUUGCAUGCAUCUGGCCCUUAUUCAGUUCGUAUAGAGAAUGUAGAUUUUAAGUAUAAUUUAGCCUACAGGAAGCCUCAAAGCAGUGUUUCAGAAGCUACACUAAUAUAUCUUGAAUCGCCUGCUACUGUUAAAUUGUCUAACUGCACUUUUAUGUACAAUUAUUUUGAAACUGGCUUAAUUCAGAUUUAUAUGUCUGUAUCAGCUAGCCAGUAUAAAGUCAAUGCAUCUGACUACAUAAAUUAUUUACUCCCCCCCCCCCCUCCGUGAGCGAACAAAAAAAUUUUGUUCGCUCACGGAGGGGGGUUAAUUUUUUUUUUUUAAAAAAAAAUUUUAUAUAUAAAUUUUAUAAAAAAUAUUUUUUUCGAAAUUUAAAAAAAUCCUAAUUUGCAAAAAUUGGGAAGCAAAUAUUAAUUUAAUUUGCAAAAUUUAUGUUUUAAAAACGCAAUUUGUUUAAAAUUAAACAGAAUUAGCUCUAGAUUUCAUUAUACUAAUUAUCACUUAUAUAUCAAAAUUUUUUUUCCAUUAAAAUUUUUUUCUAUUAAAAAAAUUUUUGUUCACUCACGGAGGGUGGGUUUUUGGUCAAAAAAUGGCGAUUUUUCUAAUGGUUUUGUUCGCUCACGGAGGGGGGGGGGGAGUUAGAAUUAAAUCAUAUUGUAUUUGAAGGCUUAACAUUUAAAUCGAACUAUGCAGAUUCCAGCUUCAUUUAUAUUCACUAUUCAAAUUAUCUCUUGAACUUUGCGCUUCAAGACAUAUCGUUUGAACUGAAUGGAGCUCUUGAAGGUCCUUUAAUUAAUUUAGAUAACUAUGCAAUGCUGGAAGAGUACAAAAGAUGAACGACAAAGCAAAUCACAAAUCAGUUCGGAAAAGUUAUCAACGCAACAAUUGCGCCAAGAUGAUGCAAAAUAAAAAAUCUGAAUUUCACAAAAAAUUACGCUCAAGGCAUGUUUAAAGCAGGCUAUAUGGCAAAUUUUUUAAUUAAGGAUGCCAUUUUUGAUGCUAACGGGUCUUCAGAUGAUAGCAACAAUAUAAACACGCUGGUUCUUGAUUACUUCGUGAAAAACGAUGAUAUAUAUAUCAGGAAAGAAAAGGAAUCUCCAGGGUCAAUUGACUGCGAAUGACUGGCUUCGAUUUCAAACUCAUACAGCUUGGAUAUUUCAUUUAUUAAUUUAACUAACAAUAUAUGUAGAGCCUCUUCCCCAACCUUCAGCAUUGUUGAGUCAGAUACCAAAGAAAUCACCUCAAUCAAUUGUGACUCAAACUACGGAGAAGGAGCUGCCCCAACUUGCCUGCUGAUUACAGGGGCAUUUGAGAGGAAUUUAGCAAAAUCAACAUUUUCCAACAACCAAAAUACUUAUUUUUCAGGAAAUGGAGCCAUUCAAAUAAAAGAUAGCCAAAGCUCGUCCAUCAUUAAUUGCACAUUCUUCAACAAUACUGGUAAUAUUGGAGCUGCAGCUAGCUUUUCAGGAAUGGACUUAUUAAUCGAUUCGUCAACAUUUGACUUGAAUUCUUCUCCAAGUGGCUAUGGAGUAUCAAUCUAUACUUUGUUUUCAGAAAGUUCAGAUCAGAAAUUGUUUAAGGUCUCUUCAAGUACCUUUGCAAAUGGAUUUGGGCUGAACGGAGGCGCCAUCUAUAUAGCGCAAGCUUUAUCCCAAAAUUCUAUUGAAUUAAUAAUUUCUGAUUCGCUAUUUAGUGGAAAUGCUGCCUCUUAUGGCUCUUCAAUUUAUUUAGAUAGAUCAGUUUCACUUCAUAGCUCUUCAAAUGUAAUUGAUUGCCAGUUCCUUGAAAGCCGAGUCGGGGUUUCUGGCUCUAUAUCUUUAUACAACUCUGGGACCUUGAAAUUUAAGGACUGUAAAUUUAUCAAGAACGCAGGUCCAAAAGGGGCAGCUUUUUAUGCCAAUUUCAGAAAUUCUACGAAUUCGAAGCUUAUUUUCGAUUCCUGCACAUUUGAAAAUAAUCAAGGGGAUUCAAUUGUCUUUUCUGACAACCCAAGCAGUUCUACGCAAAUUGUGACUCAAUUUUGCACUUUUGAAUAUAAUACUGGAAGCAUGUUUUAUAUAAUUUUUGACUCACUAUCUGAUACAGGCUCAAUUUUUCGCCAUAACUCUGCCGAUUCUUCUUGCAUCCACCUUCAAAAUUCUGCCAAUCUUGAAUUAAUCUCAACUUUGUUUUUAAAUAAUACAAGUAGUUCGAUGGGAGGAGCAAUUUCUCUAAGGUCAAAAUCUUAUCUUACUUGCAGUUUUUGCACUUUUACAGCAAACUUAGCCCAAAGUGGUUUUGGAGGUGCUUUGUAUGCAGAGGAAGAUUCUGUGCUGAAUAUUUCAUAUUCAUUAUUUUCGAAAAAUGUAGGUGAAAGUGAUGGAGAUGCCAUUUAUAUAUUUAAUGCCAAAAACUCAACAAUUAGCUCAAGUAAAUUUUUUGAUCAUCUUUCCAAAGGAAGUGUCAUUUACUUGAUGAGCUCAGAUUUAGAAGUUUCAUUUUCUCGUAUAUAUAAAAACAGUUCUCCUGGAAUUAAGCUCAUAAUGUCAACUAUCAAAAUAGAGAGUUCUGAGAUUACUGACCAGGUAUGCACACUGGGCUGCUCUGUUUGCGCAACUUUGGAAAGUCAGGUGCAUAUUAUAAAUUCUAAAUUGCAUGAUGGUAAUUCAACUAAAGGAGGAGGAGCUAUAUAUUCAAGUCAGAGUUCCAUUUACCUUCAAUCUUCGUCAUUUAGUCAGCUCAUUUCUGCCUCUGGAGCUUCAAUCUAUGUAGCCUACGACAGCAAUUUAGAAAUUAAAGACUGUCAAUUUUUAGACAUAAACUCUUUUUUAGAUGGGAUCAUCUAUGCAUAUCAAGCCUCAAUCUUAAUAGAAAAUUCUUAUUUUAAUAGCUUUAUAGGUUCUGGCCUAUAUGGCAGCCAGCUAACAAGUCUAGAAAUAAAAGACUCCCAUUUCACAGCAGGGAAUGGGACUCUGGGAGGAUCUGUCUACUGCUUAAAUUGCGAGGCAAUUUACCUUACAGAUUGCUCCUUUACCGAAAAUUAUGUAGAUUCUUUAGGUGGGGCAUUAUAUAUAGCAACAGACAAUGGAAAUACGAAAAAAAGCAGCUGUGAAAUAAGUAAUUGCUUAUUUGAACGCAAUACUGGAGGAGCAGGAGGGGCUAUCUAUGUAAAGGAUAUCACUUUGGCGAUUACUUCAUCUCAAUUUACAAAUAAUAAAGCUGACUUUUUAGCCUCAGAAAAAAAAAACUACGGGCAGGCUGGAGGAGUUUAUAUGAGCUGUUCCAAUGCAAAUUAUUGCGAUUUUAAAUUAUAAGAGUUUUCCUUAUAUGGCUCAAUAAGGGCUUUGGGUUCUCCGUGGAAUCCCUCUGUUGGUCAAACCAACUCAGUGCGUUGGUUUGACCAAUUCACUGGUUGGUUCAACCAGCAGAGGGAUUCCUCGGAGAGCCCAAGGCCCUUAUUGGGGCAUAUAGGGAAAACUCCUAUAGAAUCUUGCGACUUAACCGAAAAUUCAGCCAGUCUUAAUGGAGGUGGCAUAUACUUUGAUAAUGAAGAGCCUAGCUUAAAGAAUAACAUCUUCAAAGAUAAUUCUGCAAUUUAUGGGAAGGAUGUGGCUUCAUACCCAGUCAAACUCAUGGUAGCAAAUGAGGAUGGAACACUAGCUGAAAAUUUCAAUGGAAGGGCUUUGAGUCAAAUCCCCAUCUCAACCUUUAAUUUAACAGACGUGGCUUCAGGCCAAAAAAGUCCCAAACCUCUACUUAUUGCUUUGGUAGAUACUUUCAAUCAAAUUGUAAGCUCUGAUAGUGAGAGCAUUGGAGAAAUAGAACCAAUCUCUUCAGCUAUAGUUGAUGGAAUUAUAAAAGUAACUGCAGUGAACGGGAUUUUCAACUUCUCGUCAUAUACAGUUUCUGCAGAGCCAGAAACAGAUGUUCAAAUUAAAGUGUUUUCGUCAAGUAUCGAUAUAUCAAAAGCACUGGCCUCAGACAGCUCAUCAAGCCAGUCUUUAUACAUCAACGCUAAAAUGAGAAGCUGCAGAACUGGCGAAGUUAAGACAGGGAACCUAUGCAAAGUAUGCCCUCAGGGCUAUUACAGCUUAGACACAUCCUCAACUGCAUGCUUGGCUUGCCCUGCUGCAGCUGUGUGCUAUGGGAGCUAUAGAAUGUCUCCAAAGUCUGGGUACUGAAGAGAUAACCCAUAUACAGAUCAGUUCUGGAAAUGCCCAAAUCCUUCUGCUUGUCUUGGAUCCCCUGAUGCAGAUAAAGUCUCCUAUACUGGGGUUUGCAGCAAAGGUUACAAAGGCAACAAAUGCCAAUCUUGCCAAGAAAAUUACUCUAGAUCAUUAAGUAGCAGGUGCAAAGAAUGCCCGUCCUUAGCAUUGAAUAUCUUCAUAAUAGUCGCCAUUUUUUGCUUGUUUAUCAUUAUAGCUUUCUUACUUGUGAGAUCCAUAAUCAAGUCAGCUUUAAAACCCACAGCUCUAGCGCCAGUAUACCUCAAAAUUUUUUUGAAUUACAUACAGUUGGUAAAUAUUGCUUCCAAUUUUGACUUGAACUGACCUUCAGAAGUGAUAGAACUAUUUUACGUCCAAAAUGGAGUCGACUAUGUUUAUCAGCAAAUCUAUUCCUUUGAGUGCCUUUUGAAAGAAGAUCAUGGAAGCGAUACCUAUUUCAAGACGUUGAUAAUUAUCGCAGCAUUUCCAGCAAUUGCAUUUUUCAUAGCCUUUAUUAUAUGAAUUUUCAUUAAAGCAGCUCAGAAAUCACAUAAAAACUUUUGAGAUGAUUUUAUAUCGACCUGCAUCAUUAUUUUGUUCCUCAUACACCCAACAAUUGUAAAAAAAUUGCUUGGGUCUUUUAACUGCACAGAAAUCAACUCUGGAGAAUUUUGGCUUAAAGAAGAUCUUAGCAUAAGAUGCUGGGAGUUAAGACAUGUCUUUUAUAUUUUAGCUGUUACCAUCCCUGCUUUAAUUGUAUGAGGAAUUUUUUUCCCUGUAAUAUGCCUAAUAAACAUUAUAAGGCAGAGAAAAAUGCUAGAGCAUGUCAAUGUCAAGCUAAGGUAUGGGUUUCUUUUUAGAGGAUUUAAGCCAAAGCAAUAUUUUUGGGAGUUUGUUAUUUUAUAUGGCAAGCUUCUCUUAGUUUGCUGCUCGGUUUUUCUGACGGUAGUAAAUAUAAAAAUUCAGGCACUUAUUGCUGCAGCCUUAUUGCUAUUAUUUUGGGAUCUCCAAUAUGAAAACAAGCCUUAUAUCGAAGAUAGCUUAAAUAAUACAGAGCUAGCCGCAAAAACAGUAUGCGUGAUCACAAUUUUCAGUGGAUUAUUUUAUUUGACCGGCUCUCUGGGGGAUACUGCGAAAACCAUUUUAUUCAUUUUUAUAUUUAUCGCAAAUAUAUAUUUUGUGGCUUAUUGAUUCUUCAAGUUAUUUAAAUUUAGCAUCCCAAUUAUAAUUGAAAAGAUAAAGAAAUUAUUUAAAGGUACUAAAGUAAUGCCUAUUUCAAAUCCCGAAGUCAUCAAUCAGCCAGAAACUUUGAAAAAUGCCAGCAGAAAUCAAAAUUUUUCUAUUUCUUCAAUUGAAAGCUUGCAGCUUAAGACCCUAGAUUUGCAUUAUGCAGCAGAACAAGAAAGCUUACCAGAAAACUUUGAUCAAGAAAAACCCUUUAAAAGUGCUUUGACUCCCAACCAAAGUCAUGGAGAAAUUGGUGAUUUCUCAAAUUUUGAAUGCGUUUAUCGUUAA